GUGACGGUUGAUUUUUGUGGUUUGUGAACCAAGAAUAUUUGGUCGGCUAAGAAGCAGACAGAAGUCCGCAAAUAGUUCGACUGCUAUAAAAGCAAAGAUGGCACUUGCAUUUGUCAGCUUACAUUCAGGUCAAACAGAGUGUACAAGGUUGAUCGACUGGGUUGAGGAAAGUCGAGUAUUCUGAUACCAAGACAAUUGGCUAAGAGUCUUUGAUCAGUGUUAACAUACAAACGAACCUUCACAAUGUUCUUGUCAAUAAUCGCAAGUGUCUUACUGACAUGUGUUCGUGCAAAUAUGAAAGAAAAAGAGGUGCUUUUGGAGCCGUUCUGCUCUGACACAACAGAGAAUCCUUUUGCAAACUGCCAAAAGCUGCGAUUUGCCGGGAGAUGCAGAGCCUCUCAUCUCAUGAGAGAAUGGUGUCCGAAAACAUGCAAGUUCUGCAUAAAAAGUCGAGUACCAGCGCCUGUAGACUGCCGCCUAACAAUGUUUGGAUGCUGUGCUGAUGGCAUACAAGCAGCCAAAGGAAAAAAUGGCCUUGGGUGUCCUGAAAAUUGCAAAGAUUACGACAAGCGAUACUGCAAAUUCUACGCUGAUAAUAAAUUUUGUGAAAUGAAACCAUAUUUUAAAACUAUGGAAAGGUUAUGUCCAGAGUCGUGUAACUUAUGUGGGAAGAAGAUUGUCAAUGGCUGUUACAAUAAACUGUCAGAUUCAUAUUGCAAAAGGCUGGGAAGUUAUGGCUACUGUAGAAUAAAGAAAUUGCAGUCUACAAUGCAGAAGAAUUGCGCCCUCACCUGCGAGACAUGUGGUGACAAUGUCCCGAAACUCAAAGAUGUAAUGCCCAAAUGUGCCGAAACUGGUUGUUGUUGGGACAAAGCGACCCCAAUCAGUAAAGGUUGCCCGGUUUGCCGAGACAAGUUUUCGAACACAUUUUGCAACCGAUUCAAGCCAGAAUGCCAACAUCUUGACAGAAUUCAGUCGGUGCAAAUGGCGCUUUUCUGUCCAGCGACGUGUGGUAUCUGUAAUGGAAGAACAUGCAAGGACGAUCAUACCUUUGGUGUUUUCUGCGAUGAGUGGAAAUCAAUGGGAGAAUGCAAUAACAGCCCGGCAGGAAUGAGGUUAUUUUGCAGAAAGACAUGUGGAUUCUGCUCAUAGGUGAUCGGUAGGGAUCUCACAAAGACUUCGUUCUCAAGGCAGUACUGCUUCUUCUUGUCUAAUAGGCAAAAAGUCAGCAAAUGAUUGGAUAAAUAACACAUUUAUCCUGAAUUAUCUUACAGCUGCAUUGAUAUGGCAGUGAACUUUGCAUAUCUCUGUGCAACAUACCCAUACAGUGCUCGAAAAUACAACAGAAAGUAACUACAGAAAGUAUUUAAAAAUAAUCUAUAAUUGAUGAGUGUUCACAACUGUUAAAUUUGAUACAUUUUAGAAAGUUUUAGAUUGCUUCUCUAGCCAACGUUUGACAGCAAUUUAAGUUAUAUGGAAUUUUGAGACGAACAUUUUUCAAACGAAUUUUUGGAAGAAUUUGGAAGAAUUCAAAAUCAAACCUAUAAGGAGUUUCCGAGUCUAAUCCAACACAGAAUCUACCCUAUAACAAAAAUAGCAAUAAAAAUCCUUGUAAAUGAAAUCACAAAUGUUGCAGAAUAAUGCAAAGAAAAUUAAGAAGCAUGAACAAGAGGUUUUAAUUUAUUGCUAUUGGAAUCAGUAAUAUCAUAAAUAGCGACACUGAAACGGAAUUAAGACGCGUUGGUUUGGCUGUAAUCUAAGUCUAUUAUCGCUUUUCUUAAAAUUUAUCAUAGCACUCGCAUUAAUUUAUUAAUUUAUUCAUUUUUAUAGAGCUAUAGAAAGGUUUGAAAUAAAGUAUUUGUUUAGCAAAUAAAUUCACGUGUUGCUUUGAGGCGGUUUCCACUUUAUUCGCUCUGGUCGUGCGACUGAGCGAAUGUACAUUGGGGCAUGCGCAAAUUGCACUUCCUCAUUCGCUGAGAAUGUGCGAUCAUUUGCUGAGUAGUUCAACUCAGCAACUCAGUUGAACUACUGGGCGACUGGUCGCGUUCGCCGAUUCGCUGACGUCGCGCGACCAGAGCGGAUCAAGUGGAAACUAGCCUUUAAGCAUUAGAAGAGAUCAAGAGCCAAGUCGAAAAGCGGAUAUUGAGGCAGCUUUGGUCUUGAGCAUUAUUCGACUGCUCUAGCUCUCGUGGAGUGUACUUUAUUGAGAACUCAUGUGAAACGUGAAAUGUAAAGAAAACAAAAUUGUGUAAAUAACUAAAUUUCUUCAAAUAUUUGUUUCUUCUUUAUUACUUUCUCUUUAUCAAAUUUAAGCCAAAGUUGAAUGAAAAUUGCAUCAGAUGAAUUUUGACAUCACUGAUUGGUGAGAUCAUUUCUAUGGUUGAGAUCAACUAAUGAGUUGAUUAUUGACAAACAAGCAAAACGUGGUGGCGUAAGCAGUACCAUUAUAACAUCCUCGAUUACAGUAAAUUCUCUGCUAACAAAACCCCUCC
This is a messenger RNA of Rhopilema esculentum, 2492 nucleotides long. RefSeq lists its product as uncharacterized. The record is from RefSeq and is a predicted model, not a curated record. Lineage: Eukaryota; Metazoa; Cnidaria; Scyphozoa; Rhizostomeae; Rhizostomatidae.